AUCACAUUUGACGUGAUAAAAGAGGCAAAGAGUAGAUUGACAUGCUUUUUGCAUAUAUGAUAAGGCUUCGACCGUUAAUUGCGAUAGCUCGUAAUAUUCGUAGUCCCUAGACAACUGAGAUCUUCCACAACGGCGAAUUCUGCGGCACAAUCACGCCUUUCUCAGCUGGCCACCCAGACCUUUCGUGAGAACAUGGCAUCCAAAGCGAUCGCGAUCAUAGCAGGUGUAGGCGCUGGAACCGGAGCCGCAGUUGCGCGAAAGUUUGCCGCGUCGUAUCCCGUCGUGCUCAUUGCACGUAACCCGGACAACUACGAAUCGCUUGCAAGAGAAAUCAACAGCAACGGCGGAAAAGCUCUGGGAAUCUCCGCCGAUGUUGCGAAUGCAAAGAGCAUCAAGGCUGCGACUGAAGCCAUCAAGAAGGAAUUUGGAGACGACGUGACUGCAGCAGCUGCCAUCUUCAAUGCAUCUGGCUCGUUUGUCCGUAAACCAUUCCUCGAGCUGACGGAGGAUGAGUUCAUGGCGGGUCUUGAAGUUUCUGGCCGAGGUGCUUUUAACUUCUCUUCGGCCUUCCUGCCAUUGCUCCUUAAGACCGUCCACUCAAACCCGAAAUACCCACCUGCUCUGAUUUUCACUGGUGCGACCGCAUCUGUUAAAGCAAAUGCUAUGAUGUCAUCUUUUGCUACUGGAAAAUUUGCUCUUCGAGCGUUGAGCAGCAGUCUAGCAAAGGAAUUUGGCCCUCAAGGGGUCCAUGUAAGUCAUGCCAUCAUUGAUGGAGUGAUCGAUAUUCCGCGAACAAAGGACUGGAUGAAAGACGCACCCCCAGAUGCAAAGAUCAGCGCAGAUGCAAUCGCUGAUUCGUAUUGGUAUUUGCACACACAGCCUAGAUCCGCGUGGAUUUGGGAGGUGGACAUCAGGCCAUAUGUGGAGAAAUGGUAGAAAUCAAGUGCAGCGUGAAGUUAAGAAAUUGUACAAUAUCACGUUCAUAAGGACAGGAUUAUGUGUAUUGCAUGUCUCUCACCAUCAAACCGCUUUCCCCCAUGCUUAAGGUAGGGCCCGGUCUGCAGGCGAGAAUGGCAAGUGUUUCAUGCCAACUAAGUUUUCGUCUCCGCUAGUCGUAUAACUGCAUGUAGCCAUGGGUGAAGGCUCGUGAGUAGAUAACCUAGCGAUGGGCAGAAUUUUAUGGAUUUUCUGAAUGUGCGCGUGCAUUUUGUUCACUUUGAUUUGAGAGCAUUGUCACGAUUAAUCAUG
This is a messenger RNA of Verruconis gallopava, 1248 nucleotides long. RefSeq lists its product as uncharacterized. The transcript is spliced from 2 exons. The coding region runs from base 193 to 936 and encodes 247 amino acids. The record is from RefSeq and is a predicted model, not a curated record. Lineage: Eukaryota; Fungi; Ascomycota; Dothideomycetes; Venturiales; Sympoventuriaceae.